CUGAAUAGAAGCCCACCUUCCACCCCUGACACCAUGACCAACUGUUGCUCCCCUUGCUGUCAGCCUACGUGCUGCAGGACCACCUGCUGCAGGACCACCUGCUGGAAGCCCACCUGUGUGACCACCUGCAGCAGCACACCCUGCUGCCAGCCCACCUGCUGUGUGUCCAGCUGCUGCCAGCCUUGCUGCCGCCCAACUUGCUGUCAAAACACCUGCUGUAGAACCACCUGCUGCCAGCCCACCUGUGUGACCAGCUGCUGCCAGCCUUGCUGCCGCCCAACUUGCUGUCAAAACACCUGCUGUAGAACCACCUGCUGCCAGCCCACCUGUGUGACCAGCUGCUGCCAGCCUUGCUGCCGCCCAACUUGCUGUCAAACCACCUGCUGUAGAACCACCUGCUGCCAGCCCACCUGUGUGACCAGCUGCUGCCAGCCCACCUGUGUGACCAGCUGCUGCCAGCCUUCCUGCUGCAGCACACCCUGCUGCCAGCCCACCUGCUGUGGGUCCAGCUGCUGUGGCCAAACCAGCUGUGGGUCCAGCUGUGGCCAGACCAGCUCCUGUGCCCCUGUCUACUGCAGAAGAACCUGCUACCACCCCACAUGUGUCUGCCUGCCUGGUUGCCUAAACCAGAGCUGUGGAUCCAGCUGCUGCCAGCCCUGCUGCCGCCCAGCCUGCUGUGAGACCACCUGCUGCAGGACCACUUGCUUCCAGCCCACCUGUGUGUCCAGCUGCUGCCAGCCUUCUUGCUGCUGA
Molecule: messenger RNA, 753 nt
Organism: Macaca mulatta (Rhesus monkey)
Lineage: Eukaryota; Metazoa; Chordata; Mammalia; Primates; Cercopithecidae
Product: keratin-associated protein 9-2
Cellular component (GO): keratin filament
Source: RefSeq, a predicted model, not a curated record